This is a messenger RNA of Lachancea mirantina, 642 nucleotides long. The record is from the annotation of a GenBank genome assembly. Lineage: Eukaryota; Fungi; Ascomycota; Saccharomycetes; Saccharomycetales; Saccharomycetaceae.
AUGAAGCGAUCUGCCGUUCUUUUCGUUGAAAAGGCCACACCGGCAACGAUUACAGAAUUCCACGAUGUGUUAUCCAAUGAUUUAGAAUCUGUGAAGGAAAAAUGGUCAUUUGAGUUCAAAACGUUCAGAUCUUCAGUCAAGAACUUACCCGUGGGAGAACCUAAGCUCUUACAUGCGGUAACUUUUUCCCAUCGUGACAAUCAGAGCGUGGUCAUACGAAGUAAAUCGGCAAUCGUUACUACGGCCCAAGGAUCCACGAUCCCUGAUGAUUUGGUAUUGAAUAGUUGCUCUGCAGGUGCGUGUGAACCGUUUGACAGCGUUUUAAUGUCCAAAUUGUCAAAUCUUUGGACAUUGAGACAAAGUAUAAAAGGUGAUUUUGGUAGUACUUACAAAACUACAGAAUUGACCAUCCGAGCUGCCAAUAUAUUCUCUUAUGGGAGUUUCAAGGGACUUGUUAUUGAAUUGGAGUGCGAAGAUGACGUUGCGGCGGAAGAAUUCCAGCAACGAGUCGAUAAAAUAUGCAACUAUUUGAAAGACAUUUCUGUGGGCGAUUUUAGAACGUGUUCUGAUCAUAUAGAUCCGUCAAAACCGCAUUUCCUUUGUGACGUUGCAUACCAAUACAUAAGAGUCCUGGAACUAUAA